AGACCAUCUUAUCAUGACCAUGUUAUAUCAGGAAUCAGGGCUCUGAGAUGGUGCCGAUCACAACGGCGUAUUGCCACCGGUUUGAGGGGCUCGUCAAAUGGAGUGGACCGAAAUCCAAGCCCUCAGUACCGAAACGUUCGCUUCAACCCCCCCUACGCAAACAGUAUGCAGCUACGGACCCUCAGAGGCUCGGUCAAGUCGUGACCACGGUCUAGGCUGGCGGGCCUUACGGAUGGCAUUACCAGACCACGGUGCUCGCCCUGCCCUGCGCACGAUCGAUUUACUGCUGCUCAUAAAAGUGUAUCCGUACGGCACGGCAUCAGCACCUGAGGACCUGAGGGCACUUUUGGUUUCCAAGCUCACCUUCGGCCCCUGCCGCCUCCACACGAUCCUCACCACUCACGAAGGCUCACGAAACUGGACAGGGCUUAGCGGCAACUCGGACGCUAUGACCACGGCGAUGUCGAAUCACGUGGGUGAGCUUGGCUCCGAGAUCUGCUCCUGUGGCCAAUGCUUGAGCUCGAUCAGCUGCUCUGUGACUGUCUAUGUAGCUGUAUCGCUAGAAAGUAUGAGAUAGCAAAGAUUGACAAUUGUUUGAUGAAACGCGUUUCAAUAUCUUGGAGAGGAGCCGAUGCG
Molecule: messenger RNA, 636 nt
Organism: Colletotrichum acutatum
Lineage: Eukaryota; Fungi; Ascomycota; Sordariomycetes; Glomerellales; Glomerellaceae
Exons: 1
Coding region: 98-577 (159 amino acids)
Source: RefSeq, a predicted model, not a curated record